AUGUCUGCAGAACCCUCCUACGCCGGCUUCCCGGCCAAUGUGCCCGGCGUCAACACCUUCGAUUGGCUCUUCAGCAACCCCUUUGAGUCCGAGAGCGAGUACACCACCCUCAAGCAAAGGGUACCGCGCAUAGCUGAAGACGCGCCUAUCUUUGUCGACCACGCAUCAGAUCGCGCCCUCACAUACUCCCGCCUCAGGAAUGACGCCCUCGCGCUGGCCGGCAGCCUGCAGGCACUCGGCCUCGAUCCGGAAGCCAUCCAGUCCCUACCGCCGACACCUUCCUGCGCACGCCCAGAGGUGUCCCCCGUAGUGCUCGUCCAGUUGCCCAAUUGCCUGCCCUUCGCUACAGCGCUGCUCGGCACCCUCGCCGCCGGCUUGACCGCGACGCUCGUGUCCCCGGGCCUCACGGCGACGGAGCUCGCGUGGGUGGUGAAGAAUUCGCGGCCGCACGUCAUCAUCACCCUCAAGUCGAGCCUCGAGACCGUGACGCAGGCUCUCGAGAACCAGGACGACCCGGCGUAUGUGAAGGAGACGCACAUCUACACGGUUGAUCUCGCCCAGGACCUGUACCCGUUGGGCCAGGCCGAAUCCGGCGCCGGGGAUUGGCGGAGCCUGGUCGCUCCGGACCGGGCCUUGAAGACCGGACACAAGUUUGCUCCGGAGGCGGCCUCCACACGAACGGCCGUGAUUCUAUGGUCGUCCGGCACAUCGGGACGGUCCAAGGGCGUCCUCCUGUCACACAACGCCCUCAACUUCUCCUUGGCUUCUCUUUGGCACGAGGCCGACUUCUACGGGGGUCGGCGCCAGCGAUGGCUGGGCUAUGUGCCCUUCUACCACGUCUUUGGCCUGUCCAACUCGUUCCUCAUCGCCAUUUGCGCCGGCGCCACGGUCUACUCCAUGCCCGCCUUCAAGCUCGACGCCGUGCUGGCGGCCAUCCCGCGCCGCCAGAUCACAUACCUACACAUGGCGCCGCCCGUGGCCGUGAUGCUGGCCAAGUCGGCGGCCGUUGAGCCGUACCUGCGGCGGGACGCCAACGGCCGCAACGCCUUCAGCAGCGUCGUGGCCGGCGUCACAGGAGGGGCGCCGCUGGGCCACGAGAUUGUGGUGCAGGUGCACGCGCGACUGGGAUUCCUGGUGCGGAUGGGCUACGGUAUGUCUGAGGCGUGCAGCGUGACGGUGCAGAGCGGCUUGGACGAGCAGGCGAUGCUUGCAUACAAGAACGACACCGGACGGCCGCACUGGGGCGUCGAGCUCAUGAUUGCUGCCGACGCAGAUGCAACCCCCCCGGCCGACGGCAAGGAUGCGACCACAGUGGCCACAAAAGCAGCGCCGUUUGGCGCAGCUGGCGAGAUCCUCAUCCGAUCCGCGGCCCUCAUGAGCGCGUACAUCCCCAGCCAAGGCCUCUAUGCCGCCGGAUCCGCACCCGACAUGAGCGUGACGAUGGACGCACUUACACACGACGGCUGGCUGCGCACCGGCGACGUCGGCACGCUCGACGCCGACGGCACGCUCUGCAUCACCGACCGCAUCAAGGAGCUCAUCAAGGUCCGCGCAUACCAGGUCGCCCCCGCAGAGCUAGAGGCGCUCCUCUGCAGCAGCGAUGACGUUGCCGACGCCGGCGUGGUGGGCGUCCACGACAAGAGCGAGGCGACCGAGUGGCCGCGGGCCUACGUCGUCGCGCGCGACCCGAGCAAGACGGACGCCGAGCUGAAUGCCCUCGCGCAGCAGCUCAAGGCGCACGUCGAGAGCCACACGGCGCGGUACAAGUGGCUCGUGGGCGGCAUCGUCUUCGUCAAGCAGAUCCCCAAGUCGCCCAGCGGCAAGAUCCUGCGGCGGGUGAUGCGCGACGGCGGCGUCCAGGGCCUCGAGGUGGCGCUGUACCAGCGCAAGAAGAGAGACCACAAGCUGUGA
Messenger RNA from Ilyonectria robusta, 1911 nucleotides. RefSeq lists its product as uncharacterized. Lineage: Eukaryota; Fungi; Ascomycota; Sordariomycetes; Hypocreales; Nectriaceae. Gene Ontology annotation, molecular function: CoA-ligase activity. The record is from RefSeq and is a predicted model, not a curated record. The coding region runs from base 1 to 1911 and encodes 636 amino acids. Gene Ontology annotation, biological process: secondary metabolic process. The transcript is spliced from 2 exons.